AAGACAGUACCACAUUUUUCUAUUACAAACCACAAAACGUGGUCACUCAUCCAACAUCCAGUAUUUCGCCACGUCAUAUCACACAUUUCAACAAAACAACCUUACCUAAAACAGAGUACCACUGUAAACGGCUCACGAAAGUUGAAAUCAAAAGAGAACGAUAUAUAUAACAAGAAAGAAAAGAGCGAAAAAGCAUAAAUAUUGUUCAAUUUAAAGGCUUUUCUAAAUCAAUAAAACAGCGUUUUUGGUCUCUUCACGCAGCACGCCACUACUGUUCAAUUUAUUUCGAUUUUGGAAGCCAUUUUUUUUGGGUCGAGAAUCAAACAUGCCUUCCAGUCACUUGCUUCUCGAGGAGCCGAUUAGGAUGGCCUCUAUCUUAGAGCCAUCCAAGGCCAGCUUUUUUUCUGCUAUGACAAAGAUCGUUGGUACAUUAGGUCCUAAAUCUCGAUCUGUUGAAGCCAUUUCUGGUUGUCUUAAAGCUGGCAUGUCUGUGGCUCGUUUUGACUUUUCUUGGUGUGACCCUGAGUAUCACCAGGAAACUUUGGAGAAUUUGAAGACUGCUAUUAAGGGUACUAAGAAGCUAUGUGCUAUUAUGCUGGACACAGUUGGUGCAGAGAUGCAGGUUGUUAACAAAAGUGAGACAGCUAUCUCCCUUAAGGCAGAUGGUCAGGUUGUGCUAACUCCUGACCAGGAUCAAGAAGCUUCUUCGGAGAUAUUGCCAAUAAACUUCAAUGGACUGGCACAGGCAGUGAAGAAGGGAGACACUAUUUUUAUUGGUCAAUACUUGUUCACAGGAAGUGAAACUACUUCUGUAUGGCUAGAGGUAUCUGAAGUCAAAGAUCAAGAUGUUGUAUGUACUAUAAAGAAUUCAGCUACAUUGGCUGGGUCAUUGUUCACUUUGCAUGCCUCUCAAGUUCGUAUUGAAUUACCUACCCUUACAGAGAAAGACAAGGAGGUUAUAAGCACCUGGGGUGUUAAGAACAAAAUUGAUUUUCUGUCAUUGUCAUAUACCCGGCAUGCCGAAGACGUCCGUGAGGCUCGUGAGUUCCUUUCAAAGUUAGGCGACCUUAGUCAGACUCAAAUUUUUGCAAAGAUUGAAAAUGUUGAGGGAUUGACCCAUUUUGAUGAGAUUCUGCAAGAAGCUGAUGGUAUUAUCCUUUCCCGUGGGAAUUUGGGCAUUGAUCUUCCACCAGAGAAGGUUUUUCUGUUUCAAAAAUCUGCCCUAUACAAGUGUAAUAUGGCCGGGAAGCCUGCUGUGUUAACACGUGUUGUGGAUAGCAUGACUGACAACUUAAGACCGACUCGUGCUGAAGCCACUGAUGUUGCCAAUGCUGUUUUAGAUGGAAGUGAUGCAAUACUUUUGGGUGCUGAGACUUUACGUGGGUUGUACCCUGUUGAGACUAUUUCUACCGUUGGCAGAAUUUGUUCAGAGGCUGAGAAAGUUUUCAAUCAAGACCUUUAUUUUAAGAAGACAGUCAAAUAUGUUGGAGAACCCAUGACUCAUUUGGAAUCUAUUGCAUCCUCUGCGGUACGAGCUGCUAUUAAGGUGAAAGCUUCUAUUAUAAUUUGUUUCACUUCAUCGGGAAGGGCUGCAAGGUUGAUUGCAAAGUAUAGGCCGACAAUGCCAGUUCUCUCUGUGGUGAUCCCCCGACUUAAGACAAAUCAGCUAAAGUGGAGCUUUAGUGGAGCUUUUGAGGCAAGACAAUCACUUAUUGUAAGAGGUCUCUUUCCUAUGCUCGCUGAUCCUCGACAUCCUGCUGAAUCAACAAGUGCAACAAAUGAAUCUAUUCUUAAGGUUGCUCUUGAUCAUGGAAAAUCAUUGGGAGUUAUAAAGUCACAUGAUCGAGUUGUUGUUUGUCAGAAACUCGGUGAUGCAUCCGUGGUUAAGAUUAUUGAGCUUGAAGAUUGAAGUGCAUAUUAAUCCAACAACAGUUUUAGGUGUAGUUCUAAUAUUUUUUCGGGGGUUAAACUAUUUCUCAAGUUUUUAUAGUAUAUCAUUCUACCACGAGUUGAUGUUAUCUCGACUUGGUUUUGAUCGCUAAAUGAUGUUUCCUUAUAUUGGAAAUGAAUUAUUAAUGGCUGUCAUUAUACAUAAAAUCAAGGGAAUGUCCCUUGAUGGAAAUUUUUCCCAAUAUUUUCGGUUUAAUAUUUAUUAUAUAAGAACACGGCUUGAAAGUGUGUAUGUUGGAUACUAUAGCCAAACUAAUGAUGCUAAUAGAUUCUGUUUUGAAUUA
This is a messenger RNA of Cicer arietinum (chickpea), 2234 nucleotides long. Its product is annotated as pyruvate kinase 1, cytosolic. Gene Ontology annotation, molecular function: pyruvate kinase activity; magnesium ion binding; potassium ion binding. Lineage: Eukaryota; Viridiplantae; Streptophyta; Magnoliopsida; Fabales; Fabaceae. The record is from RefSeq and is a predicted model, not a curated record. Gene Ontology annotation, biological process: glycolytic process.